AUGGUAACUUUAUUUCCUAAUUUUACCAUGUCCCUUCAAGAUCCAAACUUGUUGGAUGCCUUAAAAGUCCAAAUCCAGAUUAUUGGAGCUAAGAUGGUCGAAUCAGUAGUAACAGCAACCCUUCACUAUCAAAUAGUGUAUAGGGUUCAAGAUCACGCCUUUAAGCUGUCACACCAUGGUUCUGAAGAUUCCCUUCUCAUUUAUGUUAAUACCAAAGAAGAGUCUUACUGUGUGCAUGUGCCAAAACAAAUACCCAAGCAAGAGUUGUUGAAAUUUUUGCCAGAAAUGUGGGUAACAAAUUAUGAGCAAAUCAAUCAGCAUGAUCAUGAUCAACCUAUAAAAUCAACCAAAAGCCAGAUCAUCACCAAAUCAGACGAAACCAGUGAAGUUCGAUUUGACCACGGUUAUCUAAGACCACAAGUUAUACCACCAAUUUUCCUAACACAGUUGAUGAUAAAACCUUUCCAACCUGGAAGUCCAGGACCAGAAUCAACUUUUAUAGAGAGUUUUCAAGCAGAUGGAAAACCUCUAUAUUAUUUUAAAGACCCUGUUAUAGGACAUUGUCCAUGGGAUAUUAAUUGUUCCUGUGAACUAUGUCAUGAGCUAAGUUUUGAUGAUUGGGUUGCAGGCAUGGAUAAUGAAGUUUACAAGCCUCACAAGAAAACAUUUCACAAGAAAUCAACACAGUUUGAUUUUUACAAAUGGUGGAUAAAUGGUGAUCCAAAUAUUGGUCCUCUGGAGAAGAUAAUGGAAAAUUUGUUUAUCUUGUUGAUUAUUCUGCAGAGAGACUAA
Messenger RNA from Gossypium raimondii (Peruvian cotton), 792 nucleotides. RefSeq lists its product as uncharacterized. The transcript has a single exon. The record is from RefSeq and is a predicted model, not a curated record. Bases 1 to 792 code for a protein of 263 amino acids. Lineage: Eukaryota; Viridiplantae; Streptophyta; Magnoliopsida; Malvales; Malvaceae.